Messenger RNA from Brassica napus (rape), 1207 nucleotides. Its product is annotated as histidine-rich glycoprotein. The transcript has a single exon. Lineage: Eukaryota; Viridiplantae; Streptophyta; Magnoliopsida; Brassicales; Brassicaceae. The record is from RefSeq and is a predicted model, not a curated record. The coding region runs from base 42 to 848 and encodes 268 amino acids.
CCAACCAAAGAUAUCUCUUCACACAUACAUACACACUCUCCAUGGAAACUCUUUUUCUUGUAGCUGUUCUACUUCUGGCUCUCUCCUCUUCCUCUUUCACACGAGGCCAGAGAAUCAUACAGAUUCCACCACCACGUCCAUUAUGCGUCUCUCAAUACGCUCUGGCUAACUACGCCUGCUCACGUGUCCCAGUGACCACCGUCCUACCUUCUUCCCCCACUGUCCCACCUUCUCCGCAUAUCGAUCCUCCUCCUCCUCACCAUGACCACCGUCACCAUGAUGAUGACCAUGACCACCGUCGCCAUAAUGAUGAUCAUGACCACCACGACCAUGACGAUGACCAUGAUGAUGAUGACCAUGACCACGACCAUGACGAUGACGAUGACCAUGACCACGACCAUGAUGAUGAUGAUGACCACGACCACGACCAUGAUGAUGAUGAUGACCACGACCAUGACGAUGACGAUGAUGACCACGACCACGAUCAUGAUGACGAUGAUGAUGAUGAUGACCACGACCACGAUCAUGAUGACGAUGACCACCAUGAUGACGAUGGCCACCAUGAUGAUGAUGACCACGACCACGAUGGUGACCAUGAUCAUGAUGACGACGAUGACCAUGACCACGAUGACCACGACCACCACGACCACCAUCAUCAUCAUCACGGAGAUGAGACGUAUGCUCAACAAGAUUGCUGCAAAUGGUUGAGGCAAAUAGACAACGAGUGCGUGUGCGACCUUCUGGUUACGCUUCCUCCAUUGCUAUCAAAACCUGCUCAUAACUAUACAGUCUUUGUGGAUGAUUCAUGCAUCGUCACAUUCACCUGUGGAGGCAGACUUCUAAACUAAUUGUCUCGUGUCUCUUCUCCUUGAAAGACACUUUUGUUUAUCCCUUUUUUUUUUAUAUCUUAGAUGUACUACGUUUGUUUUAUUUUACCCCCUUGAGUUCAACUUGUUGUAUGCUCACACUUGACCAGACAAAAGUCAACCAAAAGAAAAAAGUAAGUGGGUUAUCGUUGCGUGAGCUACACUGAAUCGAUGCGCGCCUCAUCUUUCAUUGCAUAUGGGCCUAUCAGAUUAUCGUUGCGCAAUUUUAUAAAUUUAACUUCAGACCCGUAUAUUGUAUUUACCCUGCAGGGUGAGAGCAACAUUAACGGUGAGUAUGUAAACUUAAUUUCUAAACAAAAUAAAAUUAUUAUUUAAUAACA